Pogona vitticeps (central bearded dragon) is the source of this 708-nucleotide messenger RNA. The record is from RefSeq and is a predicted model, not a curated record. Lineage: Eukaryota; Metazoa; Chordata; Lepidosauria; Squamata; Agamidae.
AUGCGGUUUGAUGAAAUUGUGGGAGGCAUGGAUCAGCUGCCCAGAGUCAUUUACAGUACAAUCCCAGGACUGGUUCAUUUCAAUGCCAGAGUCAUCAGGAUAGAGCAGAACGCCCACAGAGUCAAUGUGAUUUAUCGGACCCCAGGGAAAACGGUAUCAAGUGUGAUGGCCGAUUAUGCCAUUGUCACCUCCACAACCAGGGCCACGCGACGCAUCUAUUUUGAUCCACCUCUUUCGCCUAACAAAACAAACGCCCUGAGGUCCACCUACUACAGGAGUGCCACCAAAAUCUUCCUUGCUUGCAGACAGAAGUUCUGGGAACGGGAUGGUAUUUAUGGUGGGAAAUCCACAACGGAUCGCCCAUCCCGAUUCAUCUACUACCUUGCCCAAAACUUUACAGGCGGCGUUGGUGUUAUCUUGGCUUCCUACGUCCAAGGGGAUGACUCUCGUUUCUUCCUGGCUCUCAGUGAUGAGAAUGUCGUGAAUAUCAUAAUGGAUGACCUGGCAGCCGUCCACCAGAUGCCCAAAUGGGAGAUCCGGAAUCUCUGUCCCUCUGCAGUCGUAAAGCAAUGGAGCCUGGAUCAGUACUCUAUGUGUGCCUAUACUACCUUCACCCCUUACCAGUUUAUAGAUUAUAGUGAGACUCUUGGGAUGCCAGAGGGCAGAAUCCAUUUUGCUGGGGAAUAUACUGCCAAGCUUCAUGGCUAG